Molecule: messenger RNA, 957 nt
Organism: Beta vulgaris subsp. vulgaris (sugar beet)
Lineage: Eukaryota; Viridiplantae; Streptophyta; Magnoliopsida; Caryophyllales; Amaranthaceae
Exons: 2
Coding region: 1-957 (318 amino acids)
Molecular function (GO): protein binding
Source: RefSeq, a predicted model, not a curated record
AUGGCGAGUAAAUUAUCAAUCGGAGACUUGCAAUCUGACUUAUUCGAUGCAGCAGCGGAAGGAAAUAUAGAGGUGUUGGGCGAGGAUUAUAUUGCAAAAUAUGGAAAGGACGAAGUGUUGUCAUUUAAAACACCAGAUACAAGCAACACCAUUGUCCUCAUUGCAGUUCGGUAUGGGCACUCGGCGUUUAUUGAAAAAGCUAUUAGCCUAUCUCCUGAUCUUCUCCGACAGAAGAACAAUAAUGGGAAUACCCCUCUUCACGAGGCUGCUCAAUGGGGAACUAAGGAGACCGUCAAACUCCUCAUUUCCCAUCUCGAGAAGAGCAAUAGUGGUAGUAGUAAUAGUAGUAGUAACAAUUUUUUGGAGGUGAAUUGCGACGGUGACACCCCGUUCCAUGCCGCACUUCGAAGCCGCAACAUGGCGGUAGCCGAGGAGUUGUUUUCAUACGUCAAGGACCACCCGGAUAUCCUGCUCAUGAAAUCUAAUUUACGCAAGCAAACUCCUCUACAUCUCUAUGUUCAAUAUUGCGCUGGUGUGAGUGAAAGUCAGUACAUAGAAUAUGAUGACUACGGCGAUGUAGCUUUCAAGCAAACACUUUUUUUUCAAUUAAUGAAAGCAAAUUUUUUGGCUAUCUAUGAGCUUGAUUCAGAGAGCCUGAGCCCUCUAAUGCGAGCAGCUCAGCUUGGUCGUGUGCUCGUCGUUUCGAUGUUACUAAGAUACCGGCAGGCAAUAGAAUGCCGAGACUCGAAAGGACGAAGUUUUUUGCACUACCUGAGGCUAGGUAUGAAUGAUCUUAAUGCAAAAGAUCGGAAUUAUACCGUGAAUGUUUGCAAGAUGAUCUUAGAACAUCCGGGAGUUGAUAUUCUCAUAUGCUCAAGAGACCAAGAUGGAAAUACACCAUUACAUCUGGCCAUUUUGGAUAAAGAUCUCGAUCUGGCACGAUUGAUCUCUGAAUGA